GCGAUUUAAUGUUUCCAUCCGUCGCAGCGGCUUCCCAUCCCUCUAGUCGGCCUUUUUGCCUUAUAUUCCUAUUUCUAAAACUAGAGCCUCUUUCCACAUUUUGCCAUGCCGCUCAACUGGAAAUUGUAUGAGCAGGACAUCGUCCGCUGGUACUUGGAUGAUGACAAAACUGCCAAUGAGACUGUCAAAUGGCUCAACGACACACACAACCUUUCGGUCACUCUCAGACAAUUCAAGUCCAAAUUUGGUGGUUUGAAGAACCUCCGCUCCGAUGAAUGGAUAGCGGUGAUCAACGAGAUUCGGAAACGAGAGGCACGAGGCAUAAAAUCGAUGGUCUAUCUUUGCGAUAAACGCCUCAGAAUGGACAGCACCACCAGGGCUAUCCGGCGGUACUCCAAGAAAUGCCAGGUAGAACCCUCUAAUAUAGACUUGGGCAUUGAUACAGUCCGUGAGCAUCGAAUAGAAAUCCGUACCCCAGCCGAAUCCAAUGCUGAAUCGGCCUCGCUCCACCAUAUCGACGCUUCCGCUGCAUCCGAGGGAAUUGAAGAGGUUCAGGAAAGCAACGAUGAGAUGAUUCUCACCACUUCUACUGACGAGUUCACUGUUGACCAGGCCAAUGACUUGGACAACCAGGUAAUUGACCCAGUCCAAAUUGAGAUCGAUUUUAGCUCUCAACUAGCUGGCUUCUACCUAUCUGGUUCAGUCGAAGAAUCGCUUCAGCUCUCUAACGCAUUGCUCUCUAUGCAGCCAGAUCUAGACACAACAGUGGCUGAUGGGGAUGAUUCAAUUUUUCCGCGUCAAGAACACCGUCUCCAGCAUUACCCUGCGUGCUUGCAGAACGGGCCUAAACGUCCAUUUAAGUCAUUUUGGGACUUGCCAGAACUGUCUUCGCUCAUCCUAGAGACGUCCGGUCCCCAGGCUGCCGAUGAAAAUCAGCACGAUAUUCCCAGUCCUAUUUCAGUGUGUGCAUACACACUGCCGACCCAGAGUCGUUGGGUCUUAUCCAAGCUUAUCGAUGCGGAUUGGAAGCUAUCGGUCUUGGAACCGGUGGCUGAACUCGUCGAAGAUAUAUUCGGUCGUACAGAUAGCCGCCAGUCACUUGAUUCCCGUCGAAGUAAUUCCGUCAGGAUUACCGGGGGUCGGACACUCUUUCAAGUGUUUUCAAUCGUUGCAUACCUCAUUUCCAACAAUUUUCCGGGCUCUGCCAAAACCACAUCCUUCAUUGAAUGGGUUGUUGGGAAUGGAUACCUGUUUCAGCUGUCAAAAUUUCUACAAACGGCACCUGCUGAUACCCUUGCGUUCGGAUCGACAUUGCUUAGAGAUAUUUGCAAAUUCCCAGCAGUCCCGGGCCUAGAAAGGUUUGUGGGUUCUGGCGAAUUUCUAAGUCUCGUCGCAAACCAUCGCCUUGAUUUAUCAGGACUCAUGGGAACAAAACUCCUUCAUCGGGCCAUUGAAUGGGAUUGCCUGGAACUGGCGAGACAACUGGUGUCCUAUGGUGUCGAUGUCAACGCAGGCGAGUGUUCUUCCAUGGGGAUGGCCGAAACACCGCUAGCCCGUGCUGCCCUGUACCGUAAAGGCACCAUGGUGAAAUUCCUGAUCAGAGCAGGAGCUGAUGUCAACAAGAGCUUCUCUCAUGGCGGCAGUGAAGCGACAGCCCUCGCCCUGGCAAUACAGCGAUGCGACCAUGACAUUGUGAAGAUUCUGCUUGACGAAGGUGCUCAUUUCAAUGCCGACCAGGUAAUUUCCGGUUUCAGCCCCCUGGGAUUGGCAUGGGGCAAGUCGUCGCCGAUAUAUUCGAUGCUCUGUGAAAAGUUACUGUUGAGUGACGAAGGAGACGCGUCUGAGUUGAUCGAUGCUGCAACGAAAGGUAAUCGCGAACUUGGACACAUUCUUCUACAACGCGGCACCGUCCAAGUAGUGGAUUUGGAGCGUGCACUUUGCGAGGCCGUUAAGUUGGGAAAGGUCGGGGCUGUCGGAACAUUUCUACGUCGAGGAGUAGACCCUGAUGCUCGACUUGCUCGUCUUCUUCAGAAUUCCGACAAAGCAUCCGAUGGAGUUGAAGGAAAGCGUCCAAUCAUCCUAGCGGCUAACUGCGUCAACUACGAAGAUGCUCCAGACCUGAUCUAUCUUCUCAUCAAAGCUGGGGCGAAGGUGGAUGAUGAGACAGCUCGGGAAAUUUAUCUUGAAGCUAACAAACCGAAAAGUGUGCGUAUGCAGCGUGAUUUGCAACGCAGAUCAACGCACUGCAUCUCUUAUCGAAUCUUGGCUCUCUUACACGACUCAGGAUAUAACGCAGCCUGGGUCGGCCCAAGCCUCUUAGUUUCAGCUGCAGCUUCAGGGCGAAUCUCUGAUUGUGGCAAACUUCUUGAAAUGGGGACUCCAAUCAAUGAGUACGGGCUAAAUGGCAAAAGCUCUUUGCAAGUGGCGGCAAGUGGCGGCUACUUGCCGGUCGUACAGUUUCUUCUCGGUCGAGGAGCAGAUGUUAAUCUAGCACCGAGCAGCAAGCCGAAUGGGGGAACAGCUCUCUUCGCCGCGCUCAAAGCAGGCCGUUAUGAGGUGGCAAACUGUUUGAUCGAUUCCGGAGCCGACGUCACAGCUAGAAUGAGUACAGAGAGUGGGAUGACUGCACUAGAAGGUCUGGUUCACAAUGUUUCGCCAAAUUGGGAGGGGGAGGGUGGUUUCGUGGCCACUUUCCACAAGCUCCUUGCACUCGGGGCUCCGGUUAACCGCAUAGGCAGCACGGAAAACACGAUACUCAGUAAAUUGUUACUUGCGAGGCAAUUCGAGUGCUUCAAACUGGCACUCCGCGCUGGAGUCCGGACGGAAGACAAAUUCGAGGGGAGAACGCCGCUGCAUAUCGCGGCAUCACUGGGCGAUAUGGAAUCUAUUCGGCUUCUACUCCGCCACGGCGCAAACAUCAAUGCCACUACAGAUAAUCAACCCAGUCGUACUGUUUCUCAAUCAUCUAGGCAGCUUUACAAUCCUUUUGUCGGCCACCAACUAGACCCAUGUUCCACUCCGCUUCAAGCUGCAAUAGCUUCCGCCAAUACCAGCCCCCAGCUCAUCGAAUUCCUCGUCACACACGGCGCAAAUAUCAACGCCCCGCCAGUCGCAGCCUUUGGCCGCACUGCACUUCAGGCCGCCGUCUCAUCUGAGAUGCCUGACUUGGAAACCAUUAACCUACUCCUCCUUCAUCAUGCGGAUGUCAAUGCCCCGCCAGCAGAACAGGGCGGAGUCACGGCUUUGCAGGGAGCUGCAAUCCAAGGACACAUGGAGAUCGUACGCAUCCUACUCGCGCAGGGAGCUCUCAUCAACGCACUUGCAGCCCCUGAAGAAGGCCGCACAGCUUUGGAGGGUGCAGCAGAGCAUGGCAGGCUCGAGAUGGUACGGUUUCUUCUCAGCGAGGGUGCAAUGCCAGAUCCCAUUAUGGGGUUUUCCAGAGCAAUCAAGCUGGCUGAGCAAGAGUUGCAUCUUGGCAUCGCGAAACUUUUAAGAGCACAAGAUCCAUGCAACCGCCUUCUAACGGAAUUCUCGAUCCUUUAGCCAGCCAUGCGCUGGGCCAUUGCUGAACUCGGAUUGCGUCAUUAGUGACGAGAUGGGAAAUCCUGGAUAUUAGAGAAAGAGGAGUCCACGGAUGCUCACCACAUACUACUUGAAUAAAGAUAGAAGUCAGCUGCGUUAAGACAUCUCUACUGUUUCCGC
Molecule: messenger RNA, 3702 nt
Organism: Ilyonectria robusta
Lineage: Eukaryota; Fungi; Ascomycota; Sordariomycetes; Hypocreales; Nectriaceae
Product: ankyrin repeat-containing domain protein
Exons: 4
Coding region: 106-3543 (1145 amino acids)
Molecular function (GO): protein binding
Source: RefSeq, a predicted model, not a curated record